UUUGAUAUAGAGAAGGCCUAUGGUCGCUGUUGGCUCUGCGCGAGAAUCUACUCUUCGGAUGCUGGAUCCAAUCCACCAUCAAGCACUAUGUUUGUGCACCAGUGCAUUUCGAACUUUCCCUGUUCAAAGUUUGUAUGUGGAUGCUUAUGAGUCUUCACUAUCUCUCAGGAGAGAACAGUUGUCUUCUUUUUAUUACAUUAAACAAAAAUCUCAGAAAAAUCUUACAGCUGAUUGUCCAGAUACUCAGCUGAAAAGAUUAUUUGCCGCUCGGACGAGUUGUGUCCCUACAUUCGACAUUAGAAUGGAGAAUGUGAGCAGCACGAUUGACCUAGACACAAGCAACAUCUCACAUAUUGAGGUUAAUAGUAUUCCACCUUGGUCAACUUCACCGAUCGAUGUUGAUUUAAGCUUAAAGCAGUUCCCUAAAGAAACCACACCAGACUACGUCUAUAGACAGCACUUCGCAGAAAUUCAGCAUCGUAACAGGAAUUUAAUUCCUAUAUACACCGAUGGAUCUAAAUCAGAUAAUUAUGUUGGCUUAGCCUUUGUUUGCCAGGAUGAAAUUGUGGCAGAACAUAUAGCACCGAAUUCUUCCAUCUUUUCUGCGGAGUUGCAGGCUAUUUAUUUAGCUAUAAAGUAUAUAAAUCAGAAAGGUCAUCGUUGCUGCGUGAUUUACACUGACUCAGUUAGUGCACUUCAGGCUUUGAUCUCGUAUGAACGUAGUUCUCACUUCAUAGUUAUUAAAAUUCGAAAACUAAUUAGUCAUCUCACUACGAGAAAUUUUUUUGUGAAGUUCUGUUGGGUCCCAGGCCACGUGGGUAUAAGAGGUAAUGAAGAAGCUGAUACAGCUGCUAAGUCGGCAAGUCCUUCACACAGCAUACAAUGCGUAUUGAAGGAGGUGAUUUGAACAGAGAGAUGGCAGAUCAUGUGGAAUGCAGAAAUCCACAAUAAACUUCACGAGAUCAAAGCUUUGGUAGAAAAUUGGACACAUAAUAGGCAUUAUGAUAGGAGAUCUGAGGUUAUCCUGACUCGUUUGAGAAUUGGACACACUCGACUGACUCAUUAAUACCUUUUGAAGGGAGAUGACGAACCAGUAUGUCAGCACUGCAACUGUGCUGUAAGUGUUAAACACAUAUUUUGCAACUGUGUUGCUUUUGAUCAGAGUCGUAGACAGCAUUUCGGAAAUGCAAGCUUUAUAGACAUUUUGGGCCAGAGGCCAAAUCUGGAUAAUAUACUGGACUUUCUAAAAGUCAUUAAUAUGUAUAGGGAAAUCUGAUGAUUUAUUUAUCGUACAGUUUUAUUUAGUUUGAGUUGCAUAUCUAAAUUAUUGUAUAUAUUUUUUGUUGUUGUUUGUUUACUUAUUUUUCUUGUUGUUUAUUUAUUUAUUUAUUCAUUAUAUUCUAGAGUUUAUAUUUAUAUUAUCAUUGACUUUUUAAUGGUUAAACUGUGAUGUUUUGUUUAUGUGUAUAUAUGUUUCCCUAUUUAUUUUCUACUUUCAAUUGUACCAUGUGUCGUGGCACAGUAUAUCCUGCCUGGCAUUUGUGCCAAAAAAAUUAACCAACCAACCAACCUCCAGAUUCUGAUCCGCCCAUGUCUGUAAUUUGACUUCUUUCGGUUCUAACUUGUCUUGCUGGAUUUUAAUUUCUUUUAAGGUCCGUUCGCUCACUACAGUGUACCCAGCCCCUGAAUCAAUUUUCAUCAUGACUGGUAUAUUUUCAAUAUGAAUUUAGAUUUUUAAGGAUGGUAUCCUACUUUCAUGUAUUUUGAAUAGAGAUGUAUACAGUAUUCCCCUACCUGAUUCGAUGUUAAAUUUUUAUGUUCCUCAAUUCAGUGUACUUUGGCUCUCUGGCUGGAUACCUCUCUCUGUUGUUGCCCAAUUUGGUUUCUUCCUUGGUCUCA
This is a messenger RNA of Centruroides sculpturatus (bark scorpion), 1899 nucleotides long. RefSeq lists its product as uncharacterized. The record is from RefSeq and is a predicted model, not a curated record. The coding region runs from base 20 to 907 and encodes 295 amino acids. Gene Ontology annotation, molecular function: RNA-DNA hybrid ribonuclease activity; nucleic acid binding. Gene Ontology annotation, biological process: DNA replication, removal of RNA primer. The transcript has a single exon. NCBI's taxonomy places the organism in Eukaryota, Metazoa, Arthropoda, Arachnida, Scorpiones, Buthidae.